Molecule: messenger RNA, 1416 nt
Organism: Clunio marinus
Lineage: Eukaryota; Metazoa; Arthropoda; Insecta; Diptera; Chironomidae
Source: the annotation of a GenBank genome assembly
GAUUUUAAUUCAUUUAAGUAACAGAACUCUACUCUUUCCUCAUUAUAAAUCAGGUGUUCUUAAGGUUAAUUUAGAAGUAAUCUUGAUAUUAUCUAAAAAAACUACCGAAGUUUAGUUCAAUUCGAAUAUUUCUUCAACUUUGCUCAUUGCUUGAAUAGAGAACAUCAAAGCGACAUGAGUUUCGAGGAUACAAGUGCAGACAGAAAUGUUGAAAUAUGGAAAAUCAAAAAACUUAUUAAGAGUUUAGAAUUAGCACGAGGAAAUGGAACAAGCAUGAUCUCACUCAUUAUUCCACCAAAAGAUCAAAUAUCUCGAGUCAGUAAGAUGUUAGCAGAUGAAUUCGGUACAGCUUCCAAUAUCAAGUCUCGAGUCAAUCGUCUAUCGGUUCUCGGCGCCAUCACUUCGGUCCAACAUAGAUUAAAAUUAUAUACCAAAGUGCCUCCAAAUGGACUCGUGAUCUACUGCGGAACAAUCGUGACAGAAGAAAAUAAAGAAAAGAAAGUGAAUAUUGACUUUGAACCAUUUAAGCCAAUAAAUACCUCGCUCUAUUUGUGUGACAACAAAUUUCAUACGGAAGCUCUAACGGCACUUCUGGCUGACGAUAACAAAUUUGGUUUCAUUGUUAUGGACGGUAAUGGAGCUUUGUUUGGAACACUUCAAGGCAAUACUCGUGAGGUUCUUCACAAAUUCACUGUGGAACUUCCCAAGAAACAUGGACGUGGUGGUCAAUCAGCUCUUCGUUUUGCUCGUCUUCGAAUGGAAAAACGUCACAACUACGUGCGGAAAGUUGCUGAAGUAGCAACAACGCUUUUCAUUACUAGCGAUAAACCAAAUAUCGCUGGUCUUAUUCUUGCUGGAAGUGCUGACUUUAAAACUGAACUGAGUCAAUCUGACAUGUUUGAUCCAAGAUUGCAAGCGAAAGUCAUCAAAUUAGUCGAUGUAUCCUACGGAGGUGAAAAUGGUUUUAAUCAAGCAAUUGAGUUGGCAGCCGAGUCAUUGCAGAACGUCAAGUUUAUUCAGGAAAAGAAACUUAUUGGACGUUAUUUCGAUGAAAUCUCACAAGAUACGGGAAAAUAUUGUUUUGGUGUUGAAGACACAUUGAAAGCUUUAGAACUUGGUUCUGUUGAGACUUUGAUUUGUUGGGAAAACUUGGACAUUCAACGUUACGUGCUGAAGAACACAAAUUCAUCGACUGCAGCACCGACAAUUUUACACUUAACACCAGAACAAGAGAAGGACAAGUCACAUUUCACUGACAAAGAGAGCGGGGUUGAAAUGGAGCUCGUUGAUGCUCAGCCUUUACUCGAAUGGCUUGCAAAUAAUUACAAGACAUUUGGUGCCACUUUGGAAAUCAUAACUGACAAGUCACAAGAAGGAAGUCAGUUUGUGAGAGGAUUUGGUGGAAUCGGAGGUUAG